This is a messenger RNA of Pistacia vera, 1215 nucleotides long. RefSeq lists its product as uncharacterized. The record is from RefSeq and is a predicted model, not a curated record. The transcript has a single exon. Bases 244 to 816 code for a protein of 190 amino acids. NCBI's taxonomy places the organism in Eukaryota, Viridiplantae, Streptophyta, Magnoliopsida, Sapindales, Anacardiaceae.
UCAUCGAAAUUGUAUUCUUCCUCUUCCUUGUCUAUAUUGCGAACCCUAAUUUUCCUCUUUAUAAAUUCAUUUCCUUUCCCUUUCGUUCUUCAGACUCUUAAAUUUUCUGCCUUGCUUUUGUUCUUCCUUUGUUUUCGAUAUCUAAAUUGACUCGUCUUAGAUUGAUUUUAAUCUUUCUUCUUUGUUAAAUCUUUGGUUCUUAGGUUCUAAAUCUUAGAAUUUUUUUUUUUAAUUCAAGUUAAAAUGACUGUAGCAGUUCUAAACCCUCAAGAUGUUCUGAAACAGAACCGAUUUUCGAAACAGCCGUUGAUAUCUUCUCCCGAGACGAAAUACCCUAAAAAUUCUUAUCCUAAUUUGAACCGGUCGAACCGGGCGCAAUCUACCCGGGGGAAGCGAAGUCCGCCACGGAAUCAAAACACGUCUCCUCCGUCACGAGGAGUGGUGGCUCCUAAACUCCCCGCGAAAAGCAAUCUCGUGAUGGGUCAAGUGAAGAUCCUAAAACGUGGGGAGGAACUCACCAAACCGAGUCCGAUUCCGGCACCAGAGCCCGUGAAAAAGAUGACCAAGAAGCGUCAAGAUCCAGAUCUGGGGUCUACAGAGAGGUUGGGACCUGAUCCCGAGUCAGUCCCGAUUCAAAUCCGGCUCACUGAGUCGAAGGACCGAGUUGCUUCGUUUUACGCCGGGUCUGCUUUUAUUGCUUCACCGCCUCCUAGUUCGCUUCCUUUACCUGCUUUUUUCACGAAGAAGACCGUGACUGUCAAACACGAUGACGCGACGAGUGAUUUGAGGAGGAUUUUGAAGCUUGAUAUGCUUUGAAAAGAAAGUCAGAAGUCGCGGUUUAAAGUUUCAAUGAGAUUAUUUGGGUUUUCUGAUUAUCGAUCUGAUCCCUUAUUUUUUCAAGGGGAUGAAGACCGAAUUGGCUAACUCAACUUUGCAAUUAGUAGUUGUACUGGUAAUUUAAGUAGUUCUUUCGUAAAAGGUUUGUGAUAAUAGCAGUGGGUUGAUUGAAAGUUCAAUGUAUAGUUAAGUUUUUGGUUUAGUUUUAAGAGGGGUUAUGAUAGAAAUGGGGGGUGUGGGUUUGUUUUCUUUGCUUGUGGGUUGAGUAAAUUAGGUUGAUGAUUAUGAAGAAGUUACUGAUAUUAUGUAUCCGGGCUCUUGUAAUCUUGUUUGGGGUAUGAUUUAUCUGUAUCCCAUUAUGUUUUACCUUUUUAUGUA